UAUGACAGUUCCAAAAUAUUUUGGUUAUGUUGUUGAUCAUGUUGAUUGAUUGGUUUGUAGAUGUUGUGAUCAUACUAAUUAUUUGUUUUUUAAUCGAAAUCGCUGUGCGACUGUCUAUCUAUAGCAUCGUGAGGGCCUCGGAGCUCCACCAAAAGAUUCUGUGACACGUACAUUCUUAUUCACAGUGCUUCAGACUGAACAUAAUUAUUGUAGGAUCUUGCUUUAGGUCUUACCGGUUUUAACUACUGUAAAAUAUGUCCAAAUUAACUGAACACGACCUAUAUGGCACCAAUUUCUCUAUAGAAUCGGUUAAGGUGAUAGCAGAAAGUAUAGGUAUAGGUUUUUUAGCAGAUGAUGAUGCAGCCAAAGAACUUGCAGAGGAUCUUUCAUAUAGAGUGAAACAUAUAAUUCAAGAUGCUGCUAAAUUCAUGCACCAUGCCAAGCGUACGAAAUUAAUGCCUUCAGAUGUGGAUGCUGCUCUUAAAGUCAAGAGCUUUGAGCCCCAAUAUGGUUUCCAAGCAUCCGAACCUUUGCCAUUCCGAUUUGCCUCAGGAGGUGGUAGAGAACUACACUUUAUUGAAGAAAAAGAAGUUGAUCUGAAUGAUUUACUGCAGAAUAUGAACCCUAAAGCUCCCUUGGAAUGCACACUCAGGUCCCAUUGGCUCUGCAUUGAUGGUAUUCAGCCAACUAUACCUGAAAAUCCCCCACCUGCUACAAAAAGUGCGCAAAAGGUACAAAACAAAGAAUCAGUUGACCCAGCAAAUAAAAAACCAGUAAAAGAAACAUCUGGAAAACCAACAACAGGCAAGCAAAAACUGAGAAAUGUUGAGACUGUACAAAUCAAACAACUAGCGACGCAUGAACUGUCAGUAGAACAGCAACUUUAUUAUAAAGAAAUUACGGAAGCUUGUGUUGGAUCUGAUGAAGGCAGGAGAGCUGAAGCUCUGCAAAGCCUUGCAUCUGACCCUGGUCUACAUGAGAUGCUGCCUAGGAUGUGUACCUUCAUUAUAGAAGGUGUGAGAGUGAAUGUUGUACAGAAUAAUUUGGCUCUUUUAAUUUAUCUUAUGAGGAUGGUGAAAGCCCUUCUAGACAAUCAAUCACUUUACUUGGAAAAGUAUCUUCACGAGCUUAUCCCCUCGGUGACAACAUGCAUCGUCUCGAAGCAACUCUGCAUGCGACCUGAGCUCGAUAACCAUUGGGCACUGCGGGACUUCGCCUCGCGCCUAAUGGCGCAGAUCUGCAAGAACUUCAACACGUCGACCAAUAACGUGCAGACGCGCGUCACGCGCAUGUUCACCGGCGCUUUGCAGCAAGCGGACAAGGUGGCGCUGUCAUCGCUGUACGGUGCGCUGGAGGGAUUGGCUGAAUUGGGAACGGAGGUGGCCAGGAUAUUCAUAUUGCCCAGAGUCAAGAGUAUAGGCGCUCGUAUCGAGUCAGUGGAAAUCAACAUGGUACCAAAUACUGACAAAAUCGCUUCAGGGCACAUUAAACAAUUACUGGUCAAGGUUUUAGCCCCUAUCUUGCGGUCAACACGGCAACCUCCAGACAACGUGGACGAGUAUCGACAGGAUUACGGCUAUCUAGGCGGAACCCUACACGCGGCCGUGCUAAAGGCGCGUUCACAACCCGUGUCAGCCGCUUCAUCAUCGAGCAACGUUAUCACAUCGUCCUCAUCGGCAACAACGUCAGCGUCAUCGUCUUCAGCUGUUUCGGCAGUUGCUGCCGCAGCUAACUCGAUAUCGCAGGGGUCUGCUGCAAAUAGGAUGGUUGUCACAUCGGGGGCAGCCACGAUAGAAAGACAAAACUCGGGAGGCAACCGUAUGAUCGUGAUGACACCAGGAAGCAGAGUGCAACAGUCUCAGUCUGGCAACCAAAAAUUCGUUUAUGUGACGCAAAAACAACAAACGCCUGUUCAAAGGGAGCAACAGGGCGGCUCAACGGGAGGAGGAGCGAGUACCGGUGGUGGGGGGAAUACUCAAGGUGGAACGGUGGUGAAAUUCGUAUCAAACCAGCAACAACCUAAAUUGCAGACACAACAGAAAUUGGUGAUGGUGUCUACAGCAGGUGGUCAGAGCCAACCACCUGCAAUGCUGAUAUCAAAGCAGAGCUACAUACAGCAAGGACAGCAAACGCAACAACAGCAACCUCCUAUCGUGGACGAUUUGUCGCAUCUGACGUAGAGCAUAUUUUAUUUGUACACAGUAAUUUUAAGUUAAUAAAUGGUUUCUAUAUCGUAUUUUAACAUA
Acanthoscelides obtectus is the source of this 2246-nucleotide messenger RNA. The record is from the annotation of a GenBank genome assembly. Lineage: Eukaryota; Metazoa; Arthropoda; Insecta; Coleoptera; Chrysomelidae.